Messenger RNA from Sesamum indicum (sesame), 2060 nucleotides. The record is from RefSeq and is a predicted model, not a curated record. Lineage: Eukaryota; Viridiplantae; Streptophyta; Magnoliopsida; Lamiales; Pedaliaceae.
CAUCACAGAUAAAGCAAAGUUCAAUUUCUAAGUCUACUUAGUCAACUCCAACGCUGACCACCCAAUCGCUCCCCUCUUCCUUGAAGCUGUCCAUUUCUGACGAAUUCUACAUCGUUGACAACAAGUCAAGAUCCAAAUAUUUUUAACUAUUCUCCGAUCACUCUACAUCGGAAUCUGCUAACAACAUCUGUAUUUUCUUACUCCUGUCGACUUUCACACACAAAAACGUGUAUAAAUCUCAAGAACACAUCUGCAUUAAUCCAAGAAUCAAGUGCCCCUCUUGUAGUUCUCUUUUCCCCCCAAAAACAUGGCUAUUUCAGAAUCCCACUUAGCCACUGCCAAGACCAUUCUCUCCGCCGUGGGCACCGCUACCGCCGCCGUAGUGGUGGUCCGCGGCGUCGCUCAAGAAUACCUCCCAGCUGAGUUCCAAGACUACCUUUUCUCCGGCAUAAGGAACUUCUUUAGCAGAUUCUCAAACCAGCUGACCCUUGUGAUCGACGAGUUCGAUGGCUUAGUCAACAACGAAAUCUACGAGGCUGCCGAGACCUAUCUCGGCACGAAAGUCGGCCCGACCACCCGCCGCCUGAAAAUCAGCAAGCCUGAGAAGGAAAAGAACUUUAAUAUCACCCUGGAACGUGAUCAAGAAGUCGUGGACGUGUACAAUGGGGAGAAAUUCAGGUGGGUUUGGAUUUGCAGAAAAACUGAAGUAAGAAACUUUUACAAUCCCAGAGACAUGAACUCAACCUUAAGAAACGAAGUCAGGUCAUUUGAGCUCACAUUCCACAAGAAGAACAAAGACUUUGCCAUCAACUCUUACUUGCCUUACGUAGCGAACGAGGCCCAAAACAGGAAACAGGAGAAGAAAACAAUCAAGAUUUUCACACUGGAUUACGAAAACAUGUACAACAUGAACGAUAUGUGGACGCCGGUAAAGCUGGACCACCCGGCCACGUUUGAGACCCUGGCGAUGGAUUCUUAUCAGAAAGAUAUGAUCUUGAAGGAUCUUGAUCGGUUUAUUGAGAGGAGAGAGUAUUACAGGAAAGUGGGCAAGGCCUGGAAAAGAGGAUACUUGUUGUAUGGCCCUCCAGGGACAGGGAAAUCCAGCCUGAUUGCUGCAAUGGCGAAUUAUUUGAAUUUUGAUGUGUAUGAUUUGGAGUUAACGGAGUUGCGGAGGAAUUCUGAGCUGAGGAGAUUGCUGGUGGGGACGGCGAAUAAGUCUAUAUUGGUGGUGGAGGACAUUGACUGCACCAUUGAUUUGCAGGAGAAGCUGGCCAACAGGGCUACCCCUCCUCUGCCUGAAUUUCAGCAGAGGGAAGAGAGCAAGGUUGGUCAACUUAAUUAUGUUAGUAAACUCUACAUUGUAUGUGGUGACGAGAGGAUCAUAAUCUUCACGACCAACCACAUAGAAAAGCUCGACCCAGCGUUACUGCGCCCGGGCCGCAUGGACGUGCACAUCCACAUGUCAUAUUGCACCCCUUGUGGCUUCAAACUUCUGGCUUCUAACUACCUCGGAUUCAAAGAACAUUCCCUGUUUGGGGAAAUCGAGGAUUUGGUCCGAAAUGCCAAAGCAACGCCUGCUGAAAUAGCUGAGCAGCUCCUGAAGAACGACGAUCCUGAUGUUUCUCUUCAGGGGUUGAUUGGCUUCUUGCAUAAGAAGAUGAAAGAGACUGAGGAAGCUGAAGCUGAAAAAGCAAGAGCAGAAUCUUCAGGUGAAAAGCAGAAACAGGAAACUGUUGAGAAUGGGGAGAGUGAGAAAAAUGAUGAAGGAAAGGAGAAUUCUUUGGGCUCAGCUCCUGAGCAACAAAAAUUGGAAGAUGACUAGAGAAGUUGGAGUUGGAGAUUAGAGAUUGGAAUGGGAAAUUCAUGCCUCAGAAUUCUUAUAGCGUGGGAAAGAAGAUAGAUGAUUAUCAUAUUCCCUUUUUGUAAUUAACCAACUUUGGACAAACUAAUUACGAAUUACAAAAAUGAAAACAAUUUUUUUUCCCUUGUAAGAUUGAGAUUAGAUUGGCAUGUAAUCUUUUAAUGACAAAACCAAGAAUUGAUUAGAGAAUUUACAGGUG